AUGUCGAGCCAACCGAGGCAGGCCGGCGCGCUGUUCCCUCCCAUCGAGGUCGGCUCGUUCGUCUCGCGCCGGCCGGACAAGAGCGAGUUCAUCGGCAGCGCCAGCGGCGUCUUCUUCAUCAACACUGUCUUCCGCGCCUUCGCCGCCUCCUCAUCAUCCCCGGCCGCCGCCGCCGCUGCCGCCGCCGCGCGCGAUGACCCGGGCUCGCUCCCGGCGACGCACGAGCAGCAGCCUGGCGACGGCGACGACCUCCUCCUCGGCUUGAUCAGCGACGACGCCUCGACCGGGGCCGCGACGCCCAGCGGUCCUCACUAUGGGAUAGGGGUUCCGGGGCUGGGCGCGCCCCCGACGCCCGCGGCGGCCAAGGAGCUACUGAUGAUCUACUUUCGAAAGUGGCAUCCGGUGUUCCCGUUCCUGCACGGCCCGACGUUCUUCGAGGAGGUGCACCGCUUCUACUCGGCCACGAUCCCCGGCGGCGGCGGUGGCGGCGGCGGCGAGACGCUGCGCGACAAGCUGUGCCGCGCUUUGCGCUUCCAGUGCGUGUUCAACAUCGCCGCGACCGACGCGGACGACCAGCUCUCGGAACCUCGCUGCCGCAUCACCUCACCCGCCCUGCUGACCGGCCUGCUCGGCCUCGUCGUCGCGGGCGACCAGGACGUGCGCGCCCUGCAGACGCUCCUGGCGAUGGAGCUGUACCUGGUGACGCGCAUGUCCUCGCGUGCGGCCUCGACGGUGCACGGCGCGCUCACGCGCCUCAUGUACCAGGCGGGCCUGCACCGGUGCCCGUUCCGCUACCGGCAGCUGCCCCGCGGCGACGACGCGCUGGGCGUGAGGCAGAGGGUGUGGUGGUGCGCGUACGUGCUGGAUCGGCACCUCGGGCUGGCGCUCGGGCAUCCGGUGGCGGUGAGCGAUGACGAGGUGGACGUCUGCGUGCCCGGCGGGCCGGAGCUGCACGGUCCGGUUGAGGCGGGGGAUGAGGCGCGCGCGCACCUGCCGGCCACUCGCGAGUCGUUUUUGCGCAACAACGGCUUGGCCCCGGCGGGUGGCUCCGACGGACGGGACCACGACACGCGUCGGCCCGAAGAGGCUCCUGGUCUUGUUCUAGGCUGCAUGGUCACGUAUUCGCAGCUGCUCGGAGACGCUCUGAGACUGUUCCACACGUCGAUACACAAGCGAUCGAUCGCGCUGGACAAGGUCCUCGACCUGACGGCCAGGAUUCACUCGUGGUGGAACAGCCUGCCGUCGUCCCUCCAAGACGACGAGGACGCCACCGGCGCUAAAUCACCACACGCGGCCUUCUUUGCCGUCCUAUAUCACCACCUCGUCCUCUGCGUGAGCCGCCCGUUCCUCUCGCUGCCGACCGACCGAGAGGACUUUGGGUCCUGCUUGCAGUCGGCGUUGAGUGCAAGCCGUGCGAUCAUUCGACAGCUCCGUGCAAGUGCGAAGGGCUCUCUAGUGCUGGCCUGGCCGGGAGCCCUCUCCGCGGUCUGGAUGGCGGGUCUCGUGGUCGCCUACGCGAGUCUUCUCAAACUCUACCCGCUCGAAAAGGGCAUCCUGGACAUGAAUCACAGCAUAUCGUUGCUCGAGGGCAUGGGCCGCACGUGGACCAGCGCAAGUCACUGUCGGGACACUCUGAAGCUGAUGCUCGACCAACUGGCCUCACAGACCCGAGUGCCGAACAGCCCAUCCCAGGCGGGGCAAAUACCCUCCGAGGAAGCUCUGGGCAGCGAGGGAUUGGGCUCGGAGGGAUCGCCAGAUGCAGCAGGAGAGUCGCGGAGUAAACGCCGAAGACACGACCAGGCCGCGACACCCUCACCGCAUCCCGGCACAGACCCCGUGUUGGCCUCCGGCAUGGCCUCGUCUCAGAUAUGGCAGCCGGUGUUGGAGUAUACGGGGCCGGACUUUGGGUUCGACGCGAACCAGUUCUGUCGCCAGGAUGCCUGGCAAGAGUUCCUGGUGCAGGGGCUCAACCCCGGACUGUCAGGCCUGCUGUUCGACGAUGCCGGGUGGGACUCGUACGUCAAGACCUUUGGCGAUCGCUUAAGCUAG
Messenger RNA from Cordyceps fumosorosea ARSEF 2679, 2049 nucleotides. RefSeq names its product Transcription factor. Gene Ontology annotation, molecular function: DNA binding; zinc ion binding. Bases 1 to 2049 code for a protein of 682 amino acids. Gene Ontology annotation, biological process: DNA-templated transcription. The transcript is spliced from 2 exons. NCBI's taxonomy places the organism in Eukaryota, Fungi, Ascomycota, Sordariomycetes, Hypocreales, Cordycipitaceae. The record is from RefSeq and is a predicted model, not a curated record.